UUGGCUUGGGCCAUGGGGCUCAGGCCGGGAGGAGGCCACAGAGGAGUCAGGCCUCUCCACGGGCAGUGACCACGGCGGGGAAUGGAGCUCUGGAGAGGAAACCACGGAAGAGCCAGGAGCGCCCGUGCAGGACAGGUGAGGACCUGGUGCGGGCCGCUAGGAGGUGGCGCGGGCGCCUUCCAAAACAGAACAUCCCCGAGGUCGGUGCUGGAAUUGGGUUGCUGGCUCUGUGACUGACUCAGGCCAGCACUGGGAAGUGGAAGAGCAUGUCCUUCCCUUCACACAGCCCACAGCCCCAGGCCCUCAGCCCAUCUGAGACCGGAAGAAAGCUGCCGCUGGCCUCCAAUCAUCUGGUUACGGAGCCGACCACGACCACGGAAGCCCCAGUACCUCUUUCUUCCCAGGUGACCUCCCAGGUCACCCCCUCAAGGAUGACCCCACUGCCGCUUUUGGAUCCCGGCCACGAGUCUAACGCGAGACCUCAGCUGGUGGGGGCCAGCUGUGGGUCAGGCGUAUCCUUGUCUGGCAGGACACUGUGUCAUCCUUCCUGGCCUAUGUAUGAUGUCUGGGGCAGGAUCCCUACCUCAGGGCAUCCAGAAGAAGAGCAAGUGUCCAAGGAUACAGGGCUCCCGGUGACAAACUAUGAAGAUGUCUUUCUCUUGGACCCUCUGCUCGCCUGUGGGCAGCGUAUUCCCUUGUACCUGUCCAAGCCCCCUCAGCAGGCAAUGGGCUCUCGGAAGCUGCUGCUCCCACCUGCCAUCAUGUCCCCCUCUGUGCAUCCCUCCUCAUCCCAGGCCUGCUCUUCCACCUGGCUGAGCGAGGCAGAGAUGAUUGCCCUCGCUGGUCUGCUGCAGAUGAGCCAGGGCGAGCUGAGCUCUAACUCCUUGGCAAGCCCUCUGACCUCCAGCAGCUGCCCAGACCCUGUCUCUGCCUCUGAAGACCCAGGCCCCAAUGGUGGCCAGAGCUGUUCUGGAAGCACUGACCCAUGUCCCACACAGACCCCAGAUACCCCCCAUCUAUAGUGCCCUCCCUCCAUGAGUGCUGGCUUCUCCCCCAGGCUGUUUUGUUGAUA
This is a messenger RNA of Microtus oregoni (creeping vole), 1072 nucleotides long. RefSeq names its product Sin3A associated protein 25 (gene Sap25). The record is from RefSeq and is a predicted model, not a curated record. The coding region runs from base 267 to 1022 and encodes 251 amino acids. Gene Ontology annotation, cellular component: nucleus; cytoplasm. Lineage: Eukaryota; Metazoa; Chordata; Mammalia; Rodentia; Cricetidae. Gene Ontology annotation, biological process: regulation of DNA-templated transcription. The transcript has 5 exons.